UCAGUUCCAAAGUAACAUUCGUGCCGCUCGGGUUGUGCGUUCGUCGCUCCGCUCGCUCGUUUUGUUGUUGGUCCACAGCGUUCACAUCGUUUUACCGUCAAUCGUUAAGCGUUAAGCGUCAGCAAACCGUUUUACCGUUCACCGUUCAUACACACCGUGCACCGUUCAUCGUUACAUUUCGUCGCGUUUCUUGAUCACCGCCGUGUCACAUACACUUUUUGCAUUCAUAACAAACACACAAACACACACAUCGUCAAGAAAAUAAAAACAAAUACCGAAAAGCAAGCUAUAUGCAAAAUAUCAACCACACACUCAUUCAAAACAACAGCAACAACCAGCGACAAUAAACAUUUGUUUACGUGCGUGUGCAACAACAACAUCGACAACAACAAAGUUCUUAAAAGAUACUACGUUUCCUCUAUGCAAAAAGAGCGAAAGAUCGCAAGAGAGAGCGAAGAGAAAGCGCGAGAGAAAUUAGUGCAUUGUUUUUUUUGUGUCUUGCCGCAAGUGUUUAGCAUUAUCCUUAACCUGGCAAAUAUCAACUGAAUAACUCAUCAAAAUAACUCGCAACAAUCUAUAUAUCCGCAAAUCAAUCAGAUAUAUAUAUAUAUAUAUCAGAUGCAGUGUCUAACAAUUGGAUCUAUAUCUCAAAUACAAAUAUAAUUCUCGUUUGGAAUAUCUCUGCAUCGAGAAUCGAUCGAUCGAAAGUUGUUCGUUAUUGGUUUUUUUUUUCGAAGAAACACCAACAUAAAAGAACAAACAAAAGGAAAUCUCAGCGGCACACUGAGCAACUGAGUGAGUAAGAAAGUGAGAGAAGAGUGAGAGAAGAGAAGAGAGAAGAAGAAGAAGGAUCAUCGCGAGGACAUCAUAAACAGCUUCAACGUGGCGCUGCACUCAACGGAAGCUCUGAUGGCGGCGGGCUUUCUCAAAUCUGGCGAUUUGGGCCCACAUCCGCACAGCUAUGGCGGACCACAUCCGCAUCACUCGGUGCCGCACGGUCCGCUGCCGCCGGGCAUGCCGAUGCCAUCGUUGGGUCCCUUCGGCCUGCCACACGGACUGGAGGCUGUUGGGUUCUCCCAAGGUAUGUGGGGCGUCAACACGAGAAAACAGCGACGCGAAAGAACAACAUUCACACGCGCCCAGCUUGAUGUGCUGGAAGCGCUCUUUGGCAAGACACGUUACCCGGACAUCUUUAUGCGCGAGGAGGUCGCUCUGAAGAUCAAUCUGCCCGAAUCGAGAGUACAGGUUUGGUUCAAGAAUCGUCGGGCCAAGUGUCGCCAGCAGUUGCAACAGCAGCAGCAAUCGAACAGUUUGAGCAGCUCUAAGAACGCCAGCGGCAGCAGCGGCAGUUGCAGCAGUUCCGCUAACGGUGGCCGCAACAACAACAGCAACAACAGUAACAGCAACAACAACAGUGCCAGCAACAACAACAACAACAACAACAACAGUUCGAGCAGCAGCAACAACAGCAGUAGCAACAAAUCAAGCCAGAAACAAAGCCAAAGCAGCUCGAGUGGCAACUCAAGUGGCAGCUCAGCGGCGGUUGCUGCCAGUGCAGCAGCUGUUGCGGCGGCGCAAUCGAUUAAAUCACAUCACAGUUCCUUCCUCAAUGCCUCCAACAACAACAACAACAACAACGGUGGCAACAACAACAACAAUGGCAGCUCAACAACCAGCAGCAGCAGCGGCAGCCACGGAGGCGGCGGCGGUGGCGGUGGCGGUGGUGGAGGCGGUGGUGGCGGUGCAGCUGGCAAUCCACAUGCCCACAUCUCAGCCGCUGCAGCGGCGGCAGCGCUCAAUGUGACGGCGGCGCAUCAGAACUCAUCGCCAUUGCUGCCAACGCCGGCGACAUCCGUCAGUCCGGUGAGCAUUGUGUGCAAGAAGGAGCAUCUAAGCGGCGGCUACGGAGGUGUGGGAGGCGGCGUUGGCGUUGUGGGCGUGGGCGUGGGAGUUGGUGGCAACGGUGUCGGAGGUGUUGGCGUUGGCGGUGGCGUUGUCGGUGUCGGUGGUCUGGUCGGUGUUGGUGUUGGUGGCGUCUCUGGGGAUGCAUUGCGUUCGCCGUACGAUACAUUGAAAGAUGCCGGCGGCGAUAUUGGCGCUGGGGCGCAUCAUCAUCACAGCAUCUAUGGAACGGCGGCGGCGAGCAAUCCGCGUCUGUUGCAGCCGGGCGGCAACAUUACGCCGAUGGACAGCAGCAGUAGCAUUACCACGCCCUCUCCGCCCAUCACACCAAUGUCACCGCAAUCGGCAGCAGCAGCCGCCCAUGCCGCCCAAUCGGCCCAAUCGGCAUCGGCCCACCAUUCGGCCCACUCGGCAUACAUGUCAGCGAAUCACGAUUCCUACAACUUCUGGCACAAUCAGUAUCAACAGUAUCCCAACAACUAUGCCCAGGCGCCCAGCUAUUACUCGCAAAUGGAGUACUUUAGCAAUCAGAAUCAGGUCAACUACAACAUGGGACAUUCGGGUUAUACUGCCUCGAAUUUCGGACUCUCGCCGUCGCCAUCGUUCACGGGCACCGUCUCGGCGCAGGCCUUCUCCCAGAACAGUCUCGAUUACAUGUCGCCGCAGGAUAAAUAUGCGAAUAUGGUGUAGAAUCUGCUGUUCCAGUACUGCAGCAGCUCUGGCGGCAGCGGCGGCAGCAGCGCCAGCAGCGGUCGCUCGCCACAGCCGCAGCAGCAACAUC
Messenger RNA from Drosophila nasuta, 2683 nucleotides. RefSeq names its product homeobox protein OTX2 (gene oc). The record is from RefSeq and is a predicted model, not a curated record. The transcript is spliced from 4 exons. Gene Ontology annotation, cellular component: nucleus. NCBI's taxonomy places the organism in Eukaryota, Metazoa, Arthropoda, Insecta, Diptera, Drosophilidae. The coding region runs from base 910 to 2592 and encodes 560 amino acids. Gene Ontology annotation, biological process: regulation of transcription by RNA polymerase II. Gene Ontology annotation, molecular function: RNA polymerase II cis-regulatory region sequence-specific DNA binding; DNA-binding transcription factor activity, RNA polymerase II-specific.